AUGUCUUUCCGAACAUCAGGAAAUAUUACAGUAGCAACAAUCCUCAUGUUACUGGCAGGUGUUUCUGCAGAUAAUUGGAGAUGCUGGAGUGUGACUUACUAUAGCCAGACAAUCUGCUCUCUGAUUGGCUCAUCUGUGGACCUGCACUGUUACUAUACCUACCCUAAUAACCAGAAGGUCACAAAAUCAUUCUGGUUCAUUACAGAGCAGCAGGUUGGUGUUGAAGCUGUGGAUGUGAGAGAGGAAGAGGAGUAUGAGGGGAGAGUGCAGUAUAGACAGAGCUCCCAGAAUGACUGUAGUAUGACAAUCACUCACCUGAGAGAGAGUGACGCUCACACAUACAGGUUCAGAUUCCACACUGAUAGUACUGCGGGGAAAUACACUGGACGUCCUGGAGUAUCUCUCUCUGUCACAGAUCUGAAGAUUACAGUAUCAGACAGAAGUAGUCGAAAGCACCUGAUCUGCAGCUCCACCUGCACGCUGCCCAACAACCCCACCUACAUCUGGUACAGGAAUGGACAGCCUUUAUAUAACCAGAACACUAAUGGACUGUAUGUGUAUGACAGUAGUGAGGAUGCAGGCAGCUACUCCUGUGCUGUAAGAGGAUAUGAGGAGCUCCGCUCUCCUGCUGUCUGUGUUUCUGCAGAUAAUUGGAGAUGCUGGAGUGUGACUUACUAUAGCCAGACAAUCUGCUCUCUGAUUGGCUCAUCUGUGGACCUGCACUGUUACUAUACCUACCCUAAUAACCAGAAGGUCACAAAAUCAUUCUGGUUCAUUACAGAGCAGCAGGUUGGUGUUGAAGCUGUGGAUGUGAGAGAGGAAGAGGAGUAUGAGGGGAGAGUGCAGUAUAGACAGAGCUCCCAGAAUGACUGUAGUAUGACAAUCACUCACCUGAGAGAGAGUGACGCUCACACAUACAGGUUCAGAUUCCACACUGAUAGUACUGCGGGGAAAUACACUGGACGUCCUGGAGUAUCUCUCUCUGUCACAGAUCUGAAGAUUACAGUAUCAGACAGAAGUAGUCGAAAGCACCUGAUCUGCAGCUCCACCUGCACGCUGCCCAACAACCCCACCUACAUCUGGUACAGGAAUGGACAGCCUUUAUAUAACCAGAACACUAAUGGACUACCCUCCCAGUGUCCCGUCUGUUACUGA
Molecule: messenger RNA, 1155 nt
Organism: Electrophorus electricus (electric eel)
Lineage: Eukaryota; Metazoa; Chordata; Actinopteri; Gymnotiformes; Gymnotidae
Source: RefSeq, a predicted model, not a curated record